AUGGGUGGCGUCACCGCGCAGGAGUUCCUGCAAUGGAUCCAAGCCUACACCGUAGGAUGGGUGCCGGAUGAGGUGAGCGGCGCCAAUGUGGCGACCACACACAUCGCGGCUGGCUUCCUCUCGUACAGCGUGAUGAUCCACAUCGUUGCCAACAACGGUUGGCUUGGCGAUGGCAUUGCCUUCAAUAGCACCAUUGAUGGCACGGCGAGCGUUUCGUGCAAGAUGGGCGUCUACACCUUGGACGCUUCUGGGUGUGGACCCAGAGGUUGCGUUGCUGGCGCCGGCUACCUCGCGCAGUUGGGAAGUCGGGAAAUCAAUACCACUUUGGCAGCAACGCUGGCGAGUGAGGAAAGCACCACCAGGACUUGUGCCUCGGUGGUGCCUGGCUGGACUGGCACCUUCACCGUGAGGUGUUCCUACUCUGCACUCACCGGCGAUGGUUCAGGCUUAGGGCACAACUUCCUGCCCUGUUUUUCAUACAUGGCAACUCUCCUGAGCCUCGGCUUCUCCGUUGUCCUCAUUAGCUCAGCGAAUGCCUUCCAGCUGCUGGACGUAGGAGCUCCACGCACUGGCACCCAGUCGAUGUAUACCGCCUUUAAGAUGCUGGGGUUGAAGCCACGCGACAGCGGAUACGACCUCACGGCACGUGAACCACUAUGUGGAUAUCUUUUUGGCAAUGCUUCUGGCAAUCGCUCACUGGAUGAUGCGCUUGCCACCCUGAGUGGAUUUGACGCAGCCAUGGAUGAACCAUACAUGCUCCUUUACGAGGAAAUCAUGGCAGCCUUUCCUGAGGCCAAAUUUCUGCUGACGAUUUCCGAUGCUGAAAGCUGGUUCAACAACUACGUGGACAUCAUGCAUAGCUACCAGCGUGCGCAUGCAUCACUUACUGACGGCAGGCCCUUUUAUCAUCAAGAUUGUACUGGCAUGAGGUCAUGGGGGUGCAAUUUCGUAGACCAUGCCCAGAAUCAAACAGAGGCGGACUAUGCAUCCAGAAAGGAGACGUGCCUGCAAAACUAUGAGAGACACAUUGAGCGUGUGCAGCAAGUCAUUCCGCCCGAGAAGUUGUUGGUCUACAACUGGUCCGAUGGUUGGGCCCCUUUGACGCAUUUCUUGCAUCUUCCAGUGCCAGAAGAAGAGUUUCCAAGCUUAGGGCACAACUUCCUGCCCUGUUUUUCAUACAUGGCAACUCUCCUGAGCCUCGGCUUCUCCGUUGUCCUCAUUAGCUCAGCGAAUGCCUUCCAGCUGCUGGACGUCGGAGCUCCACGCACUGGCACCCAGUCGAUGUAUGCCGCCUUUAAGAUGCUGGGGUUGAAGCCACGCCACAGCGGAUACGACCUCACGUCACGUGAACCACUAUGUGGAUAUCUUUUUGGCAAUGCUUCUGGCAAUCGCUCACUGGAUGAUGCGCUUGCCACCCUGAGUGGAUUUGACGCAGCCAUGGAUGAACCAUACAUGCUCCUUUACGAGGAAAUCAUGGCAGCCUUUCCUGAGGCCAAAUUUCUGCUGACGAUUUCCGAUGCUGAAAGCUGGUUCAACAACUACGUGGACCUCGAGCAUCGCUACCAGCGUGCGCAUGAAUCACCUACUGACGGCAGGCCCUUUUAUCAUCAAAAUUGUACUGGCAUGAGGUCAUGGGGGUGCCAUUUCGUAUACCAUGCCCAGAAUCAAACAGAGGCGGACUAUGCAUCCAGAAAGGAGACGUGCCUGCAAAACUAUGAGAGACACAUUGAGCGUGUGCAGCAAGUCAUUCCGCCCGAGAAGUUGUUGGUCUACAACUGGUCCGAUGGUUGGGCCCCUUUGACGCAUUUCUUGCAUCUUCCAGUGCCAGAAGAAGAGUUUCCAAAAGUGGAUGAGGUGAAAAUACAUCUUGACGUCAGAGGCAAAAUCAUGGAUGCGCUGGGAAUGAACGGAUGA
Cladocopium goreaui is the source of this 1914-nucleotide messenger RNA. The record is from the annotation of a GenBank genome assembly. Lineage: Eukaryota; Dinophyceae; Suessiales; Symbiodiniaceae.